AUGGAUUCAAGUAGCCCAUUGUUGGUCCUCUCCUCUCAGUUCAUAUGGCCUAAAGAGGAUUUAGUGGACGCAUAUUAUGAGAAGCUCAGUGAGCCACACGUCGACCUUCACGGCUUCCUCAAGGGCGAUCAAAAGGCCACCAUCGAAGCUUCCCACAUCGUAAGGACAGCCUGCAUGAAACAUGGGUUCUUCCAAGUGAUCAACCAUGGCGUGGAUCAAAGCCUGUUGGCCACCGCCCUUGACAAAAUGGGCCCUCUUUUUAACCUCCCUUUCAACCUUAAAACCACGGCCUCUACCAAAAUGUGGGGCUUUUCCACUGCCCAUUCUAAUCGCUUUUCCUCAAAGCUGCCUUGGAAGGAAACUUUCUCCUUUGGGUUUGACCAUUGCAAAAGCUCCAAUAAUGAACCCCUUGUGGUGGAUUUCUUCUCUUCCAUGCUAGGCCAUGAAUUUCAAGAAAUAGGGGCUUUAUAUGAGAAGUAUUGCGAGGCCAUGAGGGACUUGGGGCUUGCAUUAACGGAGCUUUUGGGCAUAAGUUUGGGCGUGGAGAGGUCACAUUUUCGCAAGUUUUUUGAGGAUGGAAGCUCCAUAAUGCGAUUGAAUAGCUACCCAAUAUGCGAACAAGGCAGCGUGGCCCUUGGCACAGGGCCUCAUUGUGAUCCAACAGGCUUGACCAUCCUCCACCAGGACCAGGUCGGUGGCCUUGAAGUCUUCGCUGACAACAAAUGGCACACCGUUCCACCAUCUCAAAAUGCACUCGUUAUUAACGUUGGUGACAUCUUCAUGGCACUUUGUAAUGGGGAAUACAAAAGCUGCGUGCACCGGGCGUUGGUGAACAAACACAAGGAGAGGAGGUCGUUGGCAUUUUUCCUUUGUCCGAGGAAAGACAAGGUGGUGAGGCCGCCGGAGAAACUUGUUGUCGGCGGUGGGUCGAGGAAGUAUCCGGAUUUUGCCUGGUCGGAGCUGCUUGAAUUCACUCAGAAAUAUUACAGAGCCGAUGCUGUAACUCUUCAGAACUUUACCAAAUGGGUCGUGUCGGCGAGGCCAUGUGAGUGA
Molecule: messenger RNA, 1053 nt
Organism: Cucurbita pepo subsp. pepo (vegetable marrow)
Lineage: Eukaryota; Viridiplantae; Streptophyta; Magnoliopsida; Cucurbitales; Cucurbitaceae
Source: RefSeq, a predicted model, not a curated record